UUGUGUUGUGGUACUCGGAGAAGGUUGAAAUGCCGAUAAAACUUGAAAUUUCUUCUGCCGAAAAGCACGAAGGUGAUGCUGUAUGCAUUGCAUAUAACAAUAAUCACAUUUUUAGUGGUGGUGCCGAUGGAAAAAUAAAAGUAUGGGAUAAUAGUUUGAACUUGGUGAAAACUCUUGAUAUGCAUGAGUCAUAUAUAUAUUCCAUUGCCUUUAAUAAGAGUGGAAAACUGUACUCAAGCAGCUGUGAUGGAUGUGUAAAGUAUAUUAACGAUCCUGUCAAUAACGAACAAAUUGAGGAACUCGUUCGAUGUGAUGAUUCGAUUAAUUCGAUGUACUGUGAUGGUGAUCUUCUUUACACUGGCGAUGAAAAAGGUGUCGUAACCAAAUGGGAAAACGAUAAAAUGCUCUUCAAAUACAAUAUUGUAGAAGAGGUCAAAUCUCUAGCGGUAGAGGGUACCUUAAUUUAUACGGCUAGAGAUCUUGAUGUUGUUGUUUCGGAUGCCAUGCCUGGAAAAUCUGGAAAGUAUUCUACAAAAGCUGUAUUUCCCGGUCGAGCACCGUUAACUUUGUUGGGAGAGAUGGUUGAAAAUAAGAGGUCCUAUAUAGCUUUUACCGAUCGAACGGGAAGAGGAUUGGUUUUAGCUAAGAAUUUGACAGGAGAAAAGUUUGCAACUAUUUGGGAAUUAAUUGAUUGCCAUGAAAUGAUUAUAAAUUCUAUCCGUGGAAAUGAGAAAUUCCUAUUUUCAGCGGGGUAUGAUGGAAAGAUAAAGUGCUGGAGUGACAUCGACAAAGCAAAACCAACACUAGUUGGAGAAUCCGAUGCUAAGAAUUGUAUUAAUUCAAUAUGUCUCGGAACUGAUGGUGCUGUUUACGCUGCCUGUUCUAAUGGUGUUAUUCAUAAAGCAGUGUUUUCAUAAUGUUUUCAAAUUAAAAAAGUUCUGUUUCAGAUAUGAACAUAUCUAUUUUAGAUGGCUAUUUGAACUUUGCAACUAUUAUUAAACUAAAACUGUAAUACGAUGAUUGUAAUAUUUAGAUAUUAAAGAGAAAAAGUGGUUGGCAUGUCUGAUAA
Molecule: messenger RNA, 1069 nt
Organism: Eupeodes corollae
Lineage: Eukaryota; Metazoa; Arthropoda; Insecta; Diptera; Syrphidae
Product: F-box/WD repeat-containing protein lin-23
Exons: 3
Coding region: 30-917 (295 amino acids)
Molecular function (GO): protein binding
Source: RefSeq, a predicted model, not a curated record